AUGCGUCGGUUGCUGCUUGUCCUCCUCCUGUCUGCCCUCGCCUUUAGCGAUGACGUGGACAUUGCUGACGAUGAGCCGACUCCGUCGAAAGUCAAUGAGCCCGAAACUUUCGACGCUGAAAGUGAAUUCAAGGGAGCGAAAGACAUGAACGCUCUUUUCUCGUUUGUUGAUCCGCCUCUUGGCUUCGUACAGUCAACUGGUCCUGUUUCAAUUGUUGCCGGAAAAAUCUGCAAAUUUGUUGUCUCGCUAGAAAAUACAGCCACAGCACCGAGCUCGGUACAGUACUCGCUGUAUAGCUUGGAGGCCGCUUUGCAUUACCCUCACUAUUAUGGAUAUCACAUUCAAAAUUUCACCACACAAAAACUCCAAAAUACGUUAGAACCGGGACAACAGGCUAGCUUGUUUUACGGCUUUACACCAUCCAUACAACUGGCCGGCCAACACUUUGAUCUUGCCGUGAUUCUAACCUACCACGACCAAAGUGCUCGACCAUACUUCCAUUCUUUAUUCAAUGCUACUAUCGCGCUUCUUGAAGAUGAUGAAGGAAUGGAUACUGAAAUUGUCUUCCUAACGAUUCUAGUCCUGGCUCUGACUGCUCUUAUAGCUUUCGCUUUGUGGUCUUGGAUUUUCUCAAAGGCCCUUAAGCGAUCUGCCAAGGUGGAGCCGACUCGUAAUAUGAAUGGAACAACUGAAAAUAAAUAUUCCACAGCCGCCAAAAAGGUCGAAUCACCUUAUAAGUCAGAGCGGGCUGACGGCUCAGUAAAACGCCGACAGGUGAAGAAAUGA
This is a messenger RNA of Dibothriocephalus latus, 786 nucleotides long. The record is from the annotation of a GenBank genome assembly. Lineage: Eukaryota; Metazoa; Platyhelminthes; Cestoda; Diphyllobothriidea; Diphyllobothriidae.